AAGAACGAAAAAACUUCCGGUUGAUCAGUUGACGGUUCAUUCGCGUUGUUUUGCUAGGUACAUAGCUAGCUAUCUAACGACGUCAUUUAGAGUGGCUAGCUUGCUAGCGGGUGAAAUUGAUGUUAUACAGUGGUUAAGUUUUAUAUUUAAUGUGUUCCUCGUAGAUUUUGAGAGUGAUAUAGUUAGACAAAUUUGACCAAUCGUGAUACCAGGGAGCUGUCACUCCUAUUUAGCUCUCAGGCAGCAUGACUUCUCGCCGUCCGGACAAUUUCGAUGGCUUAGGUUACAGGGGUAGGGAGGAUCCUGCUUUCAGUGGGGGCUACAGUGGAAGGUCAUUUAAUAAUUCCUCUAGCGUUGACCUACAGAAUUGGGUAACAACACCGCCAGAUAUUCCAGGUAGCCGAAAUUUGCAUUUUGAUGACCGUACGCCCCCAUUUGAGGCGGCCCCUGCAGCGCCUGGUACUCAAGAUACCCUGCCCACGGCUCCUCCAUCCGAGCAGUUGAACAGAUUUGCUGGAUUUGGUAUCGGGCUUGCAAGUCUCUUUACUGAAAAUGUCCUGGCUCACCCUUGCAUUGUGUUUCGUCGUCAGUGCCAGGUCAAUUAUCAUGCCAGGUGCUACCAUCUGUCCCCAUUGACUGCUGUCAGUGUGAUGUAUAAUGUCACCAAGAGUCAGGGUCCUAAGGCCUUAUGGAAAGGAAUGGGCAGCACCUUUGUGGUACAAGGAGUCACAUUGGGCACAGAAGGCAUCAUUAGUGAAUGUACUCCACUACCACGGGAACUCUCCCACAAAUGGAACCCCAAGCAAGUUAUUGGACAUUUGGUUCUGAAAGGUUUGACCUAUGUGGUUGCCAUGCCAUUUUACUCAGCUAGUCUCAUUGAAACUGUGCAGAGUGAGAUCAUCCGGGACAACCCUGGCAUCCUGGAAUGUGUGAAGGAGGGUGUGGGCCGGGUCAUGGGCAUGGGCAUUCCCCACAGCAAGCGCCUGCUGCCCCUGUGGGGCCUCAUGCUCCCCACCGUGCUCCACGGCGUCCUCCACUAUGUGGUGAGCUCCACCGUGCAGAAGCUAGUGCUCUUCCUCCUGCGCCGGAGGAGCCCGGCAAAACAGCCCGAGGACGGCUCAGAGACAGUCCAGACCAUGCUGGACGCCUACUUCCCUGAACUCAUGGCCAGUUUCGUGGCCAGUCUGUGUGCCGACGUCCUCCUCUAUCCGCUGGAGACGGUGAUGCACAGGCUCCACAUCCAGGGCACGCGCACCAUCAUCGACAACACGGACCUGGGCUUUGAGGUCCUCCCCAUCAACACGCAGUACGAGGGUAUCAGGGACUGCGUGAAUGUGAUCCGGCGAGAGGAGGGAGCCCUGGGAUUCUACAAAGGCUUCGGCUCCAUCGUGGUGCAGUACUCGCUACACGCCGCCGUGCUGCAGAUCACCAAGGUGAUCUAUUCCACCUUGCUGCAAAACGCUUAAAGCAAAACAAUGGAAUAUAUUCCUAAAUGUUUUUUGGGCUGGUGGUUCCCCCUUUGAAACCUGUUUUUUUUUCUCACGUGAGUCAGGGUUGUGCUCACUGCAGAGAAUGUUGUCCUAAAAAAAAGAGGAAAAAAGGAAAAUACCAAAAGAUGACUUGUUUUUUUUCUGUCCAGAAGCACAUUUCAAGUGUUUGCUGGGAGUGGUGUUCGUCACGUAAUUGUCACCACUUCCACUGUGUCACAAAGUACUUAAUAUGUUCUAUAACGUAUGGCAUCAACAAAUAUCCCUAAUAGUCAUGGAAGUUAAGUGUAUAUUUCCUUUUAUCUGUCAAACAAACUCAUCCUGGCAUCAUUUAUGUGAAGUAUCAGUCAGUAGUCUUCUCUGCAAAUCAUGUUGACAUGCUUUCUCUGCGCUUUUCUGCUUUUGUAUGAAUGUGACAAUUUGUUGGUUUUGGGUUUGUGUUAGCACUAGCAGAUGAUGGAUUGUGCCAGAAAUGUAUGUACAGAAUGUCUUUAAAUUAUUCUUUGCUUUAGGAGUGAUAAUGUGUGUGUAGGUAUGUAUCAAGUUGUUCGCAUUUUGGCAUCCACAGAGUACAGUAAAUUUAGGAACAAUUUAAAGAUAUUUAGUACGAGACUAGGAACAUGAGCAGAUAAUGUAUAAUUUAUGCAGAUGGCUGAUUUGAGUUCAGGGAUUUUAAAUUAUUGAGCUGCCUCUAAGUGUUUAAGGACUUUACGGAGCUCAGAGUAGGGAAAUGUAUAAGAUCGCUUGAGAACCUUGCUGAAAAUAAAUGGCUGACUUAUA
Molecule: messenger RNA, 2267 nt
Organism: Salmo salar (Atlantic salmon)
Lineage: Eukaryota; Metazoa; Chordata; Actinopteri; Salmoniformes; Salmonidae
Product: mitochondrial outer membrane protein SLC25A46
Biological process (GO): mitochondrial fission; mitochondrial membrane fission; axon development
Cellular component (GO): mitochondrial outer membrane
Source: RefSeq, a predicted model, not a curated record